AUGUCUCACAGACACCCCGUGACACCGUUCUUUUCUGCCCAAGCUGAGAUCUUCUCAGUGACUAUCCGCACCUCAUUGGACGAUACAGCAGGAAUUAUGCCAUCGAUGCGCAACCAGAAAACGACGAAGGCACCACUAAUGAUCGAGGGCUGGCUCGAUAGGUGCGGGCGCGUUGGAGGCUAUCACGGCGUCGGCCGAUCGUUACGUCGAGCCGUAGUGGUUUUCCUCAAAUCGCUAGAUCUGGCUAUGAAUUUGCGUGCUUACCGAGACCGCGGCCGCGUCGAAUCUGGCCAAUUGAGCGCCGCUGCACCAUACAGAAAGGUUCCAUCUCAUCCGAUAUCAGUAGUGGAGCGCGGCACGUACUUCGCUGGACAGUGUACGGACAGAUUGAGUUCACCAGGCCUGAAGGAGCAUGGCAAGAUUCAAGUCCCCGAACCCCUGAGCUCAGGAGCAGAGUUGCCGGCUAACGAAGUGAAAAAUUCCAGGGUCCGGGGCGCAGAAUUCCAGAGCUUAACAAUGUCGAAGUGUGAGUCAAUUGCGCCCCUGAAGGCGUUGAGGGACAGGCAGAAAAAAAUCUGCAAUACUCGAGUCGCCAACGUUACCAACAUCCUCUGCUUUGGGCCAAAUCAGGAGUUUGUGCGAAGAAAAUGGCCGACUGGCGAGAGCGACGGGAGCUGCAGGGGAGGCCUGUCCAUUCAAGUCCUUUGCUAUAGCCCGUCUUCGGACAGCCGUGUCAACCAUUUGGAAGAGAAGCGGCGGCAGGAGACGCUUCACGAGAAUCAUACCUACACAACAGUCUCAGGCAUUUGGGCUCCAGUCUCAAUGAUUCCCAAAUCCCUUGGAGGAGCCGCCGAGUAUCGCGCUGAGGUGAGCGUCCACGCCGCCAUGACUAGAAUUGUGCUGGAUGCAGCAAGGCGCAAGUGGUGUCGACCCAAGCAUGUUGAAAAUCCCAAUGGCGAGGGACACAGGCGGCGGGAGAGCCCUCAAGCGAAGGGCCGCUCUCAAACAUGCACAGCCAGGCAUGCUCGCGCCAUAGCGACGAACGAUGUUGGUGUUUGUCGGUUUGCUCGACGGCGUCAGCCGCCUCUCAUCUGCCUCUUCACCUUCAUUUCGGGGUUUGAUGGAAUCAGAUGGUAUCCUUACGCUUGGCCCAUCAUUAUUCAUCGUGGACAAGAAGCACACUCAAGCCGCAAGUGGGUUUACCGAAUGACCCCAGAUGUCAUCAAGCCAACCACCACCCCACCCAUGCGGCCAUUAAAGUGUUGCGUCGAAACGAUAAUUGUCGUUUUCCUUUCUCCGCAUUCUUGGUGGGCUCUCCGUCAUCUCAAACGGGGCGGGCUCGAGGAGCGGCUGACCGAUGAGCAUGGAUUGGCAAGACUGGCCAAUCUUUCUGUAUUCGUACGUCUGCACACUGGUACCACUCCGCAGAUAGUGUGCAUCUCCGUGUCACGUUAUUUCCUUCCCCGCAUUCCUGGCGAGAUGACGGGUGGAGCCAUCCGACGCAUGGCUCGCAUCGACCAACGAAGCCAAGCUUGCCCGCCCACUUGCUUGAAUCCUUGA
Messenger RNA from Colletotrichum lupini, 1560 nucleotides. RefSeq lists its product as uncharacterized. The transcript has 12 exons. The record is from RefSeq and is a predicted model, not a curated record. Lineage: Eukaryota; Fungi; Ascomycota; Sordariomycetes; Glomerellales; Glomerellaceae. The coding region runs from base 1 to 1560 and encodes 519 amino acids.